Molecule: messenger RNA, 1736 nt
Organism: Gigantopelta aegis
Lineage: Eukaryota; Metazoa; Mollusca; Gastropoda; Neomphalida; Peltospiridae
Exons: 2
Coding region: 139-585 (148 amino acids)
Source: RefSeq, a predicted model, not a curated record
ACAACGUCGAACGCAGUAAAACAAAGAAAACAUAAAGUGCUAAAUUCAGAAGAAAUUAGUUCUGUAACUGAUGCAGAUUGACAUUAAACUGUUUAAAAUAUCCCUCUCCGCUGCAUUUCAUAAAACCGAAACUCAGACAUGUUUACGAAAAUAGUCUUGAUUUUCACGUUGAAUUUCUGUGUGAUAUAUUGCGAGGAUUGUUUGGAGGGGACGUACUUUGACCCCGUCACUGCAAGAUGCGACCCGUGUUAUUUCAUUUGUUUCAUGGCGGAAAUACAAGACACUGUAGACCAAUGCCAUGAAAGGUGCCCAAAUUACACCAAAAAUGUCUCCACUUCUCGCAUGAUCCACCAGCUGAAGGUAGGUGCAAGCGCCACAAGCUGUGAAACGCAGACGACUCUGCUUAUCUCAGUCGUCUUGCUGCUCAUCACCGUGACGUCAGUGUUCUUGGUCCACGUCCGCUACACGCAUCUGAAGCUGAGUCCUAGUGACCAGAAAGGAGCUAGCGGCUGGAGGGCAUGUUGUAGAAAGGAUCUGUACCCAGACUUGGUCUCACAGACAAAUGCUUUUCUCACACCAAUAUAAUUCUAUGUGUAUGUAUUGCAUUGUAGAUCUAUGAUAGGGCCUACAUAAAAUAUAUUCAAACAAUACCCUAAUCUUAAUUUUAAACCCAAGUCUUAAUUUUCGAACUGAACAAACAAUCGGGAUUCAAAAUGAUAUUUUAAGAAGAGGAACUCACGUCAGCACUACAUACGCUAAAAAGCAUGUCACCAAUUCAGUAAAACCGAGAACUGCUAUGCUUGCCACAGAGAUGUGUAACUGGACUCAUGUGGUCAGUAAACGUCUGCAGUUUGAUUUGAAUCAGCAUCAGUGUAACAGGUAAUCCAGUGCUUGAAACGUGAAGAGUGCCACUAAAUUUUGAACAACAGUUUUAAUGUCGCUUCUUAUUAUAUCUGUGAUUUACCCUAAGGGUGAGAUGUUUGUAGUGGGUUUAUUUAUAACUAUUUAUGCCUAAGGUGCACACAUCACCUCAGCUACAUAUAUACUGAUGAAAAGAAAUAAGGGAUCACACCAACACCAAUAGUAACUGCAAUCAAAACCCUAAUUCAUAAUGUUUAGUCAGGAAGUUAACCGUGUUACUUACAUUCAGUCUAACAUAACUGACAUCCAAUCCCAAACUGCAAGCAGACAUUACGGCGCUAAUGUACAGUGACUGAAAUUUGGUCUACAAUACCAAGUGUUACCCUAUUGCUUUUUCUCGGUAUAUAUUAUCAUUGUCUAUAGAAUUUGAUUUGAUGUACAUUAUGUAGCAAGGUCGAAUCUAGGAGUGACAGGGAGGCAGUUGCCCCUACAGAAAAAUGGCCCUUUUUAAAAGUACACUUUUGUUUAGUCUAGCUAAUAAAUAACUUUAUAUUACUGUUGCCAGAUUCUCCAUCUCCCCUCUGUGUCUUUGUCACAUCCCUCUCUCUCUCUCUCUCUCUCUCUCUCUCUCUCUCUCUCUCUCUCUCUCUCUCUCUCUCUCUCUCUCUCUCUCUCUGCUUCUUUCUCUGCUUCUCCCUUUAGACUAGGUACGACCCAAUUGUGGAUUAAAAUAAUAGUAAUUUUCAUAUUUUUCAAUGCAUUUAUUUUAAUUUAAACAAUUAAGAUUUUAUAAAAUCUUAUUCGUUACUGAUGCAUGAGAUUAAUAAAAGUCGCAUUGGAUUUCUUGCAGGUUGUGUGCUACACAGAGCAAACAU